This is a messenger RNA of Colletotrichum higginsianum IMI 349063, 1599 nucleotides long. RefSeq names its product Pre-mRNA splicing. Lineage: Eukaryota; Fungi; Ascomycota; Sordariomycetes; Glomerellales; Glomerellaceae. Gene Ontology annotation, biological process: mRNA cis splicing, via spliceosome; regulation of alternative mRNA splicing, via spliceosome. The record is from RefSeq and is a predicted model, not a curated record. Gene Ontology annotation, cellular component: U2-type prespliceosome; catalytic step 2 spliceosome; U2 snRNP. Gene Ontology annotation, molecular function: RNA binding. The coding region runs from base 1 to 1599 and encodes 532 amino acids. The transcript has 2 exons.
AUGGCCUCAACCACAACCAACGGCGAUGCCACCGCCGUGCUAGACGAACUCAAGCCUCCUGCCGGAGUUGUCCUUCCCCCCCGUGAAAUCCGAAACGUUCUUGAGAAGACUGCGGGCUACGUUGCGCGAAACGGUCUGGUUUUUGAGGACAGGAUUCGCGAGAAGGAGCGUUCCAACCCCAAAUUCAGCUUCCUUAACAACACCGAUGCGUACCAUGCAUUCUAUCAAUGGCGACUAGAUGAGAUCAAAGCCGGUCGUGGUACUGCCAUCGCUGCGGGCCGCGCAAACGAAGCCGCGGCCCCUGCCGAAGAGAAGCCCAAGGGCCCGCCCAAGCCUCCCGACUUUCAAUUCUCCGCUCGCAUGCCCCGAAUCAAUCAAAAGGACCUCGAAGUCAUCCGCUUGACUGCUCUAUUCGUCGCCAAGAACGGCCGUCAGUUUAUGACCCAGCUGGCCCAGCGCGAGGCCGGCAACCCCCAGUUUCAGUUCCUCAUCCCCAAUCACACAUUCCACAACUUUUUCCAGCACCAGGUAGAUCAAUACACGGCAUUAUUGAGGGCCAGUGGACUGGGUGGUGAAGGGGGGAAGUUGGAGCAAGAGCGCAUUGCCUAUCUUCAGCAGAACAUCGAUGACAAAUACCACGUCCUGAGUCGCGCGAAGCAACGCGCCGAAUACUCGAAAUUCCAGGAAAUCGAGAAGAAGAAGAAGGAGGAGGAAGAUGAAAAGAAGAAGCUCGAAUUUGCACGGAUCGACUGGAACGACUUUGUGGUUGUCGAGACAAUCGUUUUCACCGAUGCAGACGAGCAUGCGAACCUUCCGCCCCCAACGAACCUCUCAGAGUUGCAAUACGCGUCACUGGAAGAAAGAAACAAGGCUUCGAUAACCAAUCUCCGCAUCGAAGAGGCUAUGCCCACUGACGAAGAUGCGAACUACAACGCUUACCCGCACACCCCCCACUCCCAAACUCUGCCAGUGCAUACGGGGUAUGCGCCCCAGCAGGCGUAUCAGGCACAAGCUCCGGCAGGACACCAGUCAUACCAGAACGGGCCCCCACAGCGUUCAGCAGAAGAAGAGGAAGAAGAGCGAAGGAUCCAAGAAAGAACGGAAGCGCGCAAUCGGGAGCAACAAGCGCGGGCUGAGGCACGUGGAGGUUCUGCUCCGAUGAAGAUUAAGGAGAACUACGUGCCAAGAGCACUGCAGCGUGCGGCCAACAAGCAGAGUGUCCAGAUGGCGCUAUGCCCGAACUGCAAGCAGCAAAUCCCCAUGGAUGAGCUUCAAGAUCACAUGAGAAUCGAACUUCUGGAUCCUCAAUGGAAGGACCAGAAAGCAAAGGCGGAAGCAAGAUACGCCACGACCAAUCUGUCCACGGCAGACGUUGCGAACAACUUAAAGCGCCUGGCAAGCCAGCGAAGCGACGUGUUUGAUGGCGUUACCGGUCAUCCUAUAUCUGAAGAAGAAGCUUCCCGCCGAAAGAAGGCUGCGAUCCACAGCUUUGACGGCAAUCCAGAAGGGAAGAGCCAAGCGCACAUCAGCCACCUUCACAAUCUGAACGUCGAGGAGCAAAUCCGUGCUAUUCACCAGAGGUUUGCCGACAAGAAGUAG